Messenger RNA from Drosophila subobscura, 1680 nucleotides. Its product is annotated as proton-coupled folate transporter. Gene Ontology annotation, molecular function: transmembrane transporter activity. Lineage: Eukaryota; Metazoa; Arthropoda; Insecta; Diptera; Drosophilidae. The record is from RefSeq and is a predicted model, not a curated record. The coding region runs from base 1 to 1530 and encodes 509 amino acids. Gene Ontology annotation, biological process: transmembrane transport. Gene Ontology annotation, cellular component: membrane. The transcript has 9 exons.
AUGCCUCGCAACGAUUUGGAAUCCUUGGUGAGCGAUGAUGAGGCGCCACGCACUCUGGAUGCUGCUGCAACGGCAACAACAACACCGAGCACAGCUUCCACCGGCGAGGAGGUGCCCCUCCCACCGCCAGCGCUGGACUACAGCAGCUAUCGCUGGUUCAUCCUGGAGCCCGCAGUAUUUCUGAUCUUCUUUGCCAGAUAUCUAAUUGGGGCGGUUUAUCAGAAUCAAAUCCUCUAUCAAACCUGCGUCACCAUCAUGAAGUAUAAUGCCACGGAAUGCGAGCCGUUGCUGGGCAUCGAUCGGGGAGAAUCGGAGGCGUCGAAAAAAAUCGAGGUUCAAGUGCAGGAAUAUUCGGCCAACAUUAUGAUGACGACCUCUCUACUCGAGAGCAUAAUACCAGCGUUUGUGAGUCUAUUCCUGGGUCCCUGGUCGGACAAGUUCGGCCGGCGGCCCAUCCUCCUGACAACCUUCACGGGCUACCUCACGGGCUCAAUUAUAUUGCUAAUUAUAACUAGAAUAACAAUGGCCACCAAUAUAAGUCCUUGGUGGUUCCUGCUCUCGUCUGUGCCCUCGGUUCUCAGCGGAGGAACUUGCGCCUUGAUCACUGGCAUCUAUUGCUACAUUUCGGAUGUGGCCAAGGAGCGCAAACGAGCCCUCAGAAUGGUCCUGAAUGAGGCGUCCCUGUGCACGGGCAUGAUGGUGGGCAAUGUGGCCAGCGGGUAUAUCUAUGCAGCAACGAAUGCUUUCACCCUCUUCUUCAUUGCCAGCUGCCUGAUGGGCCUGUCGCUGAUGUAUGUCUAUUUCUGUGUGCCCGAGAGCCUGAUACCCGAUCAUCUGCCCACUGGAUCCCGCAUUCGCGAGUUCUUCCGCUUCGAUUUGGUCAAGGAUCUGGUACGCACCUGCUUCCAAAGGCGACCCAACUAUGACCGUGCCAUUAUCUGGCUAACGAUGAUCGCUCUGACCAUAGCCAUCUUUGAUAUGGAGGGCGAGAGCACUGUCAACUACAUGUUUAUGCGAGAACAAUUCGACUGGACCAUCAAGGACUUCAGCCUCUUCAAUGCCGCGCGAAUUGUCAUCCAGAUUGUGGGCAGCAUAGUCGGCAUGGUGGUCCUGCGUCGCGUCUUGAAGUUGUCCAUCAUAACAAUGGCCAUGCUGGCGCUCGCUUGCUGCGUCCUUGAGAGCACAGUACGCGCCACGGCCGUGUACUGGCAGGAGAUGUAUGUCGGCAUGACAUUGGGCAUGAUGCGCGGCGUCAUGGGACCCAUGUGUCGUGCCAUUCUCUCCCACGUUGCGCCGAGUACGGAAGUGGGCAAGAUAUUCGCACUGACCACAUCGAUGGAGUCUGUUUCGCCGCUGGGCGCUGCUCCCCUGUACACGAGCGUGUACAAGGCCACGGUGGAGUUUUAUCCUGGAGCAUUUAACUUCAUCAGCGCGGUCCUUUACUUUGUGUGCUACGUUCUGAUUGCCAUCAUAUUCGGCAUACAGAAGUCGAUGGGCAGCAGCAGCGUCUAUCAAGCCAUUGGCAGUUAGCUGUCUCCCAGCUCCGCUUAGUUGAAUGCAUCUCAAAGACCAAUUAAAUCUGUUCAUGUGGGCGUGUGUGAUUGGAAAACUACGAGUAUUUUUGUAUUUUAAAUUCGUGUAGUCACAACUUGUGCAAGUAGAUAGUAUUAUUAUUGUGAA